Molecule: messenger RNA, 819 nt
Organism: Syngnathus acus (greater pipefish)
Lineage: Eukaryota; Metazoa; Chordata; Actinopteri; Syngnathiformes; Syngnathidae
Gene: trappc2
Product: trafficking protein particle complex 2
Exons: 5
Coding region: 174-596 (140 amino acids)
Biological process (GO): endoplasmic reticulum to Golgi vesicle-mediated transport
Cellular component (GO): TRAPP complex; cytoplasm; nucleus
Source: RefSeq, a predicted model, not a curated record
GUAUAAUUUUUGCAAACAGACCAUGUGACGUGACGUCAUCUACAUGCGCCAGCCGUCGCUGCAUACCGGAAGUUUCAAAAGUAGGUAAACAAACGAAAAGACGGUAAUCUUGGACUGUUUCAUUGCUGUUUCGCUUGGUGUGAUUCUACUGCAAGGGACAGGCCGUCAAAAUAAUGUCUGGCAGUUUUUACUUUGUCAUGGUUGGUCAUCAUGACAACCCGGUGUUUGAGAUGGAGUUCUUACCAUCAGGGAAACCUGACUGCAAGGAUGACCACCGUCACUUAAACCAGUUUAUUGCACACGCAGCCCUGGAUUUGGUGGAUGAAAACAUGUGGCAGUCUAACAAUAUGUAUUUAAAAACGGUAGACAAGUUCAACGAGUGGUUUGUGUCCGCCUUUGUCACUGCAGGACAUAUAAGAUUCAUCAUGCUUCACGAUGUGAGACAGGAAGAUGGAAUCAAGAACUUUUUUAAUGAUGUCUACGAUUUAUACAUUAAGUUUGCAAUGAAUCCAUUCUAUGAGACCAAUGCACCUAUCCGCUCUACAGCUUUUGAGAGGAAAGUACAGUUUCUUGGAAAGAAACAUCUUCUUAAUUAACGGUGUAAUUUUGCUGUCUGCGUUGUGUCUUGUGAAUAGUCACAUGGACUGUACACACAUUUCCUCUAUAAAGCAUUUUUGUAAUAUUAUGUACAUAGGUGCUCUGCAUUAAUUGUACUCAUACAAAUCGGGUGAAAGUUGGCCCGUAUAAUAUCAAAAGCAGGAAGCAGCCUGUGUGUAAAGGAGUGCCAUUAAAGGCGGAACACCGGUGUGACACCUGUAA